Messenger RNA from Brugia malayi, 1116 nucleotides. RefSeq lists its product as uncharacterized. The coding region runs from base 1 to 1116 and encodes 371 amino acids. The record is from RefSeq and is a predicted model, not a curated record. Lineage: Eukaryota; Metazoa; Nematoda; Chromadorea; Rhabditida; Onchocercidae. The transcript has 7 exons.
AUGUUCCGGUAUUUUUUCUGGAUUCCUACGACUUUCAUCAUCGUCACAGAAUUUGCACAAAUAACAAACGGUGCAUUAUUGAAUUUAUGGGAGAAACGACGAUGUUGGUCAUCCGGUAAUGGUCAAUCAGCUCAUUGGUUUAAUCACGGUGAACGUAUUAAUCGAGGAAAAUAUUGGUAUAAAUGUAAUAAUGGCAUGUUGGAACCAAAAGGUUGUUUUACACCAACAAAUAGUGAAUUAUAUAUUGGUGACAAAUUUGUGGAAAAUGGUUAUGAAAUUGAAUGUGUCCUUGAUAAAAAUGGCUAUUUACAAUUUGCAUUUACCGCAUGUGUACCAAAGGAAGGUGAACGAUAUAAAAUUGGUGAAACCUGGGAGGAUGAACAGCAUAUGUACUGGUUUGAGUGUAAAGCUGACGGACCAUAUUUGAGAGUUGAAAUUGGCGGAUGCGUAACGCACGAUAAGUCACGUAGAAUUGCACUCAAUGAAAUGUAUGAUUUCGGCGAAUACACCUAUCAAUGUUUGAAGAAAUACAACGGUUCGGUGCAAAUGUGUUCAGUUGGAUGUAUUCAUAAAGGAAUGCAUUAUAAAAUUGGUGAUCAAUGGGCUGAUGGUGAUUUUAUUUACUACUGCAAAACCAAAAAUGGUCGUUGUCAGAAGAUUUGUGUAGGAUGUCAUUUCAAAGAUAAAUUACUUUAUGAUGGUGAUCGUUAUCAAAAAGAUGAUACGGUGUUUAUGUGUGAGGUACGACCGGAUAAAUACCGGCAUAAACCGGUUGGUUGCGUUGUACGUGAUGCAAAGGGUGAAACGGUUGAAAGAGUUGUCGGAUGUAAAUGGUAUCAACAAACGAAGAAAUCAAAAGUGGAACAAAUUUGUGUGCUUGAAAAUGGUAAAGCUGUGGUGAAAACAUUAGGAUGUAUUUUUGUUCAUAAAGGAUAUAAUACAUUAUUUUUAAAACCUGGCACUUAUACAAUUUGGAAUCAACAAAUUGAUGGUUUAGCAAUUGGUGUUAUUUGCAGGCAACCAAAGAAUGAUGGUAUGCCAAGCUUAGAAACAUUCAAAAUUGAAGAUAUCAUUUAUAAAGUGAAUGGAUUACGAUAUGAUCAACCACGUGGUUGA